UAUUUAUAUCAUUCAUCAUUUCACCUUUCAAACACUUGAACAAACCUACACAUAUAUUAAAAAAAAAACGCACACACACAAACAGGCUCUUCCUCUCUAAAAAUAUAAACAACAAUUCACCAAAAUUGUCUGUUAAAUUUAUAUGGGCAAAGCUGGAUGGGGUUCAACGUUAGAUACUUGUGAACCAAUAGAAUUGUGUAACAUGUAUUCGACUGUCACGUCACCACCACCGUCUCCAAAGGUUGUAAAUGAGGUAGACUUUUUCUCCACACGAAAGUCCAAAGAUGAAGAUGAUAAUGAUUAUAAGAUUUUUGUAAAGAAAGAGAGUUCUGAUCAUGGGACGGAAUUAGAUGUAAAUACAGGUUUGCAUUUACUUACUACUAAUAGUGAUCAAUCAUCCGUGGAUGAUGGAGGUUCAUCAACAAGUGAGGACAAACAAGCUAAGAAUAAGUUGACAAUAUUACAAGUUGAGCUACAAAAAAUGAACAUUGAAAAUCAAAGGUUAAGGGAGAUGCUUUUGCAAGUCAGCAACAAUUACGCGGCCUUGCAAAUGCAUAUUGCUAAUGAAAUUCAAAAGCAACAAAAUCAAAAAAAUCAAAAAAAUCAAAAAAAGGAACUAGGUCCCAAUUCUCAUGAUUCUUCGUCCGAAGAAAGAACCCAAUCUGGGUCAACACUACCAAAUGGAGUUGAGUUAUCGAAGAAUGGUGAGAAAAGGGUCAAAAGAACUGGACGGGAGGACACCCCGGAUUCAGAUGGCUGGGUUGCUAAUAAAAUGCCAAAGUUGAAUGGUACAAAGAAUGUUGAACCACCAAAUGAUUCUACAAUGCGUAAAGCUCGUGUUUCAGUACGAGCACGUUCAGAAGCAUCCAUGAUUACGGAUGGUUGUCAAUGGCGAAAGUAUGGUCAAAAAAUGGCUAAAGGGAACCCGUGUCCACGUGCCUACUACCGAUGCACGAUGGCUGUAGGCUGUCCGGUUAGAAAGCAGGUACAAAGAUGUGUUGAUGAUCAAACAAUUUUGAUAACAACAUAUGAAGGAACACAUAGCCAUACUCUACCACCAGCCGCGUUGGCAAUGGCAUCCACUACAUCAGCCGCGGCUAGCAUUCUACUCUCGGGCUCAAUGUCAAGUGCUGACAAUAUGAUGAACCCGAAUCUGCUAGCCCGGUCAAUUCUACCUGGCUCCUCAAGCAUAGCUACAAUAUCUGCCUCUGCACCAUUUCCAACGGUCACUUUGGACUUAACCCGUAACCCAAAUCAGUUUCAUGGAAAUAAUAAUAAUUCUAGCCCGUUUCAAGUUCCACAUCAAGGGCAUAUCUUAUCACAAAAUUUGGGACAAACUAUGGCAAUGCCGUUGCAAUCAAUUUCUGCAAACGGGGUAGAUGUAACUCGCUACAACCAAUCAAGAUUCUCGGGUCUCCAAUUGUCUCAUAAUAUAGAAUCCAAUCAUCAGCUAGUAGCUCACCAAGCUACACCAAUAUCACAAUUGAUCAACAAUGUUCAUCAACAACAGCAACAUACUACAACGUUUGCCGAUUCUGUUAGUGCUGCUACAGCCGCCAUCACUGCAGAUCCAAACUUUACUGCGGCUCUAGCGGCUGCGAUCUCCUCCAUCAUGAAUGGUGGCAACACCGCAGCCACUCAGGCGACAUCCCAAACCAGCCCUGCGGUCAACAAUAACAAAGCUAGCGAUUUCCUAGGGAAAUGAACAUUUGCAUAGCUUAUAAUCAUUCUUUUCUUCGUUUAGCCACCAUUUUUUAGCUAUCAGUUAUACGUACUUAUAAUGUUAAUUACCACUUCUUUUUCUUUUAUUUAAUUUCGUAAAUUUUGUAAUAAGGUACAUCCUUUCCUUUAACACGUAAAAAAUAUUAUUAUGCGUUCGUUGUA
Messenger RNA from Erigeron canadensis, 1884 nucleotides. Its product is annotated as WRKY transcription factor 6-like. Gene Ontology annotation, molecular function: DNA-binding transcription factor activity; sequence-specific DNA binding. Gene Ontology annotation, biological process: regulation of DNA-templated transcription. The record is from RefSeq and is a predicted model, not a curated record. The transcript has 4 exons. Bases 143 to 1705 code for a protein of 520 amino acids. NCBI's taxonomy places the organism in Eukaryota, Viridiplantae, Streptophyta, Magnoliopsida, Asterales, Asteraceae.